UGGAUUUUCCCUCCCGUGCUGACCAAUCAGCUGCUGUUGCCAGGCAGACUUUAGCGGCCGCCCGUGCGAGUCUCCCGCGCCUUCUCAUCUCCGGGUGGCGGCAACGACCAAUGAGCGGGCAGGCCGGCCGUGUAUCCGGGCAGACCCUGGCUCUCACAACCAUUCAGAAAAAGGAAAAUAAAGCAACGCACGAGCCCGCCGCCGAGCCCGGACGGCAGGGCUGGGCUGGAGUGAAGGUGGCUGCGAGCUGUAGCUUUCAUACAGGCAUGGCAGAAGAUGAGCCUGAUGCUAAGAGCCCUAAGACUGGGGCAAGGCCCCCCCAAGGUGGUACAGAUGCUGGGGAACCUACCACACUUCUUCAAAGGCUCCGGGGUACCAUUUCCAAGGCCGUGCAGAACAAAGUAGAGGGAAUUCUGCAAGAUGUACAGAAAUUCUCGGACAAUGACAAGCUCUAUCUCUACCUUCAGCUACCUUCAGGGCCCAGCACUGGAGACAAAAGCUCAGAGCCAAGUACACUCAGCAAUGAAGAGUAUAUGUAUGCCUACAGGUGGAUCCGCAACCACCUGGAAGAGCACACGGACACCUGUCUGCCAAAACAGAGCGUUUAUGAUGCUUAUCGGAAGUAUUGUGAGAGUCUUGCCUGUUGCCGCCCACUCAGCACAGCCAACUUCGGCAAAAUCAUCAGAGAGAUCUUUCCUGACAUCAAGGCCCGAAGACUUGGUGGCCGGGGCCAGUCUAAAUAUUGCUACAGUGGUAUACGAAGGAAAACCUUGGUGUCUAUGCCACCCUUGCCUGGACUUGACCUAAAGGGUUCAGAAAGUCCAGAAAUGGGCCCAGAAGUAACCCCAGGACCUCCGGAUGAGUUGGUAGAGGCCGCCUGCGCCCUGACCUGUGACUGGGCAGAGCGGAUCCUGAAACGGUCCUUCAGUUCCAUUGUUGAAGUUGCCCGCUACCUGCUCCAGCAGCACCUCAUCUCUGCCCGAUCUGUACAUGCCCAUGUGCUUAAGGCCAUGGGGCUGACUGAAGAGGAUGAACCCGCCCCUAGGGAAAGGCAUUCUAAAUCCAAGAAUGGAGCAGAGAAUCUGGAAGGUGGAGUCCAUAAGAAACCUGAAAGGCCAGCUCAGCCUCCUAAGGAACUGGAAGCCCGGGCAGGGGCUAGCCCUCCAGUGCGUGGUGAUCGGAAGAAGAGUGUAAUUGAGAGCUCGGCCUCAGCACCCAGUAACCCACAGGUCAAUGCCCUAGUGGCCCGGCUGCCUCUGCUCCUUCCCCGGGCCCCUCGAGCACUGAUUCCACCAAUUCAAGUCUCUUCACCCAUCCUGGCCCCCAAGAUUUCUUCAAGCACACUGAAAGUGGCUACACUACCUCUUCCCAGUAGGGCUGGAGGACCCCAAGCAGCGGUACCCAUCAUUAACAUGUUCUUACCAACUGUUCCUGCUUUGCCUGGGCCUGGACCUGGACCUCAGUCUGGGCCAGGCCCAGGGCGAGCCCCAGCUGGGGGACUUACUCAGUCUCAGGGAACAGAGAACAGAGAGAUAGGCAUAGGUGGUAACCCACGACCCCAUGACAAGGCUGUCAAGAGGACAGCUGAAGUACCAGUAAGUGAGGCCAGUGGGCAGGACCCAGCAGUUAAAGCAGCAAAGCAGGAUACAGAGGAUACAGUAAGUGAUGCCAAAAGAAAACGUGGGCGCCCUCGAAAGAAGUCUGGUGGAAGUGGGGAAAGACAUUCCACCCCUGAGAAGUCAGCAGCUGCCAUGGACUCUGCCCAGGCCUCAAGGUUAUCAUGGGAGAAGUGGAGUUCAGGAGGGAAAAGCAACUCAGCUGGAGAGUCAGAGAUGCCAGGGCCAGCAGGAGAGGCUGAGCAAGGGGCAGCGCUUGCCCUUGGUCAGGAAGAUGUUGCUGGUUCCAAAGGAGGAAGGGCCCCCAGUUUGCAGCAAGCCAAAGAAACAGAAGAUAAAAUUGCUCUUGUUCCCCCAAAAGUGAGUGUAAUCAAGGGCAGCAGAAGCCACAAGGAGGCUCUUCAGUUUGUAAAAGGAGAGGCAGACACUGCAGCGCAGGGAAAAGGCUUCAAGGGGCAUGUCCUUCAAAGAUCCUUAACCCAUGAGCGGAAAGAUCCUAAAGCAACACCCCCCUGAUAGACCUGUGGGGAAGAGUGGCUAGAUCUACAUAUUAACUACCUGAUCGCCUGCUAGAGGCCUUUCUCUGCACUUGCUUCUUACUUGGCUGUUUCCCUAAGGGAAUCCAUUGUCCUCUGCAUAGACGGCUGAGUCACCCAGUGUUACAUAGAGCCUGGUGGCUGCUUUUAACCUUUCUAGCUCAAUACUUUGACUUUCAUAUAACACAAAUCUGUAGUGGCCUUCUGGUCUGGAUCCCUUUGCUCUCCUCUGGGAAGGCAAGGGUAAGUAUGAUGAAUGUAUAGCUAAGGAUCUCCAUAACCUAACUCAAACUCAUUUAUCGGCUCAUGUAACUGAAAGUCUAGAGGUAGUGCUGGCUCUAGGCGAAAUUAGACCUGGCAAAAUCAGUACGUUUCCAAAAACCUGAUUUUUGGUCUCACUGCUCCACCUAAUGUAAACCAUCUUAAGCCCGGGUCACCUCAUAGCUGCCAGCAUGCCUAAGAUUACAUGUUUGCCCAUUUAUGACCAAUUGGAAAGAGAGGGUAUCAUUGUGCCAGAUAUCCUAGUAAAAGACUCACUGAUUAAGCCAGCCUGGUCACACGUCCACCCCUGACCAAUUAGUGUGGCCAGGAGGAUGGUAAGCAGCUAUGCUUAUACCACACCUUCAGGGGAAAAGGGUAGAAUCAGCCUCCUUGAGGUCAGAUUCCACAGAUGAAGACUGGGUUUCUGGGAGGCAGCUAACAGCCUUCAACAACUACCAGGUGCAUGCAUUUUAAGCUUGAUAAGUCUAGAUCAGCUAGACUUUCCCUUCAGUCUUGCAUUUCCCUUACCGCAGCUAUAGCUUCUUUCCUCUUGAUCUGGCCUCUGAAGAGAGAGAAGGAAGUCAUUCUCCUUUGGAGACUUUCUUCAUCCUCACCUAUUAGACACAUACUUUUUUUCCCACCUACAUCUCAGAAACAGACCUUUUGUUUUCUUCUCUUUUUCUGAACUUACACUUUCUUCUCACUCCCUAUCCCCCAGUCUGUUGCCCCUUUCACCAAGUAGAGUGAGAUUACUUCCUAGUUAUUUCAUUAAAUUCAUUCUGUAUCCACCAGGUGUCAGUCUCUUGUCAUCCAUGUGUCAGGCUGAAUCUGUGGGGUUUAGGCUGCUUGUACAGAAAGAGGUGGUCCUUCAUGUCAGGGAGCUCAGGUGGGAAGGAGAUCCAGAUCCUCUGGGUAUGUCCAUGAGAAAAGCAGUAAACCAGUCCUUAUUUAUUGAGGACCUCCUUUGUCCUCUAAGUAAGAGAGCAUCUGUCAGGGAGUCUCGGCUCUUCCCAAGAAAUACAGAUUUUUCUUUCUUUCAGGGAGAUGGCAUUCAUUUGUAUUUCCACCAUAAAAUCCCCAGUUUUUUUUAAAAUUAUAACGUGAUAUUUGAUAUCUAUAAAGAAUAUAUGUAACAUGAAUAAAUUAUGAUAUGUAACAAUAAAAUGAGUACCUAUGACCCAUCACUCGUAUAUAUAUAUAUAUAUAUAUAUAUAUAUAUAUAUACACACACAGAUACACACACACACACACACACACAUAUAUAUAUAAUCAUUAGAAAUACUAUGUUUAUAUCCCUGCCCCACCCUAGACCCCCCCUUUUAGAGGUAACCACUGUCCUUAAUUUAUAUUUAUAAAUCAUUUGUUAUAUGUAUUUCAACCAUAUGUAUAAUAUCUUUUUAAGAAUAUAUUUAGUUUUUUAGCUUUACAAGUGUUACAUUUCAUCCUUUGACAUUUGCUUUCAUGCACUUAACAUUGUUUCUAAAAUUCAUCCCUGUUGCAAAAUUGUGAUUCAUUUUCAUCUGUAUAAUAAUCCAUUAAGUACAUAAAGCACAACUUUACCAUACCUGUCAAUGGA
Molecule: messenger RNA, 3989 nt
Organism: Dipodomys spectabilis (banner-tailed kangaroo rat)
Lineage: Eukaryota; Metazoa; Chordata; Mammalia; Rodentia; Heteromyidae
Gene: Rfx5
Product: regulatory factor X5
Exons: 10
Coding region: 111-2132 (673 amino acids)
Biological process (GO): regulation of transcription by RNA polymerase II
Molecular function (GO): RNA polymerase II cis-regulatory region sequence-specific DNA binding; DNA-binding transcription factor activity, RNA polymerase II-specific
Source: RefSeq, a predicted model, not a curated record